CAUGUGAGACGGAGACCUUCCAGCAGCACCAGAGGGAAGCCAGCACAACGCACCAGCCGAGCGGGCUGCGGCUGCCCUGAUCCAGAGGCAGGGAGCAGAGCGGGCCCGGCCAGUUGAGCUCUCUCAUUACACUCACUCCUUCUCCCCUCAGAAAUUAAUUACACCCCUCAGAAAUUAAUUACACGCUCGUCGCCAGCCUUCCACGCCUCUCCACCACCGAACCCAGCGCCAGGGGUUCCCCUCAGCGGCUCCCCGGGGGGCAGCCGGCCGGGCCCGCCCACGGCAAGGCCCCUCCCGCCGCCCUUAAAUCAGCGCCGGGGCCGGGCUCCUCAGGAAGGUUUUGCCGUCCCAGCAUGGAGGGCCCGGCCCGGCUCCUCGCCUCCCUGCUGCUGCUGCUCGCGGGCUGCUUCGGCGCCUGCCGGGCCGGCCUCUACUUCAGGGAGGGGCAGAGCUGCUACCGGCCGGCACCGCGCAGGGCCCUGGGGCUGAGAACCUACCCCCGGCCUCAUGAGUACCUGGACGUCUCCACGCUACCAGAAAGCUGGGACUGGAGAAAUGUUAACGGCAUCAACUACGCCAGCACCACUCGGAACCAGCACAUCCCGCAGUACUGCGGGUCCUGCUGGGCCCACGGGAGCACCAGCGCCUUAGCAGAUCGAAUCAACAUAAAGAGAAAAGGUGCAUGGCCUUCUGCCUACCUCUCCGUACAAAAUGUGAUUGAUUGCGCUAAUGCAGGAUCCUGUGAAGGUGGAGACCACACGGGUGUUUGGAUGUAUGCCCAUGACCAUGGCAUUCCAGAUGAGACCUGUAACAACUACCAAGCUAAGAAUCAAAAGUGCAAGAAGUUUAACCAGUGUGGAACCUGUGUCACUUUUGGAGAAUGCCAUGUGAUAAAGAACUACACUCUCUGGAAAGUUGCUGACUAUGGUUCUGUCAGUGGAAGGGAAAAAAUGAUGGCAGAAAUCUAUAAGAAUGGACCAAUUAGCUGUGGUAUAAUGGCUACUAAAAAGUUGGAUGCUUAUACUGGAGGACUCUAUACAGAGUACAACCCUUCACCUACCGUGAAUCAUAUUGUAUCUGUGGCCGGCUGGGGUGUAGAAAAUGGAACAGAAUACUGGAUUGUUCGUAAUUCUUGGGGUGAACCCUGGGGUGAAAGAGGAUGGCUGAGAAUUGUGACAAGUGCAUAUAAAGGUGGAAGAGGAGCACAGUACAAUCUUGCUAUUGAAGAGGACUGUGCGUAUGGAGAUGUUUUACUUCCUUGAUUCUAUACUGUACAUUUUUAUGUUUAAAGAAUAGUCUAAAACUUUCACAGUUGAACUUUCAGGCAGUUUACAAAAUUAGUCCAGAUAACACAACACACAGUAUUAAAAAUAAAAUACAGGUUGCCUUCAGAUAACUACUAAAAAUUUAAAAAUUAAAGUAAUUUACCCAUGAAAAAGUGUUGUCUGCUCUGAUGCACAGUAUUUAAAUCAUAUUGUCUUACAGAAACUAUAUGUAAAUUUGUGUAUAAAUAUACAUUUUUAAAAUACAAAUUAUGCAGAUGUAACUAAAAAACUAUGCGCACUAUACUUACGCUAAACUAACAGUAGUGAGCAAAUAUUAUACAAUUAUGCAGCUAUAAAAACAAAGCUAAGACCAGAUAUUUUACAUUCAAAAACUAAAUCUCCCUGUUGCAUCUUCAGCUACAUGGUGAAAAAAUAUUGCUGCAAGUCUCGUGUGAUGCUGUUGCUUUUAUCCAACCAAAAUUAUAAGAGGAAUGUUGAUAAAAAGAUGUUAAAAGUA
Messenger RNA from Cygnus atratus (black swan), 1782 nucleotides. RefSeq names its product cathepsin Z (gene CTSZ). Lineage: Eukaryota; Metazoa; Chordata; Aves; Anseriformes; Anatidae. Bases 354 to 1262 code for a protein of 302 amino acids. Gene Ontology annotation, molecular function: cysteine-type endopeptidase activity. Gene Ontology annotation, cellular component: lysosome. The transcript is spliced from 6 exons. The record is from RefSeq and is a predicted model, not a curated record.